AUGUCCGACGAGGAGCGCGUUACCAAGCCUUUCAAGUUCGUCACAGGCGUCGACGCUCGGUUCCCGAACACCAACCAGACCAAGCACUGCUGGCAGAACUAUGUCGACUACCACAAGUGCAUCCUAGCCAAGGGCGAGGACUUUGCUCCCUGCCGUCAGUUCUGGCUGGCCUACCGUUCCCUGUGCCCCAGCUCAUGGUACGAGCGUUGGGACUCGCAAAGAGAGGCUGGCAACUUCCCGGUCAAGCUGGAGCAGUAG
Messenger RNA from Pyricularia oryzae 70-15, 258 nucleotides. RefSeq names its product cytochrome c oxidase subunit 6B. Gene Ontology annotation, cellular component: mitochondrion; respiratory chain complex IV. The coding region runs from base 1 to 258 and encodes 85 amino acids. The transcript is spliced from 4 exons. The record is from RefSeq and is a predicted model, not a curated record. Lineage: Eukaryota; Fungi; Ascomycota; Sordariomycetes; Magnaporthales; Pyriculariaceae.